This is a messenger RNA of Rhodotorula graminis WP1, 961 nucleotides long. RefSeq lists its product as uncharacterized. The record is from RefSeq and is a predicted model, not a curated record. The transcript is spliced from 7 exons. Bases 25 to 918 code for a protein of 297 amino acids. NCBI's taxonomy places the organism in Eukaryota, Fungi, Basidiomycota, Microbotryomycetes, Sporidiobolales, Sporidiobolaceae. Gene Ontology annotation, cellular component: mitochondrion.
UCGACCCCGUCGACCUCGCCCACCAUGCUCCGAGGAGGGCGUAUCGCCACCACAGCUCGCUCUGCAGCACCGGCCAGCCGCCGUACGCUCGCCACGGCGCCUGUCCCCGUCGAGCUCUCGUUCGAGAAGCAGGCGCCAUCAGCCGGCUCGGGCUCGUCGCGAGCACCGCUCGUCGUGCUGCACGGCCUGUACGGCAGCAAGCAGAACUGGCGCAGUCUCGCCAAGGGUAUGGCUGCCAAGCUCGAGCGCGACAUCUACACCCUCGACCUGCGCAACCACGGUGCGAGCCCGCACAGGCGCGAGUGCAGCUACGAGGACCUCGCCGCCGACGUCAAGGCGUUCAUCGAGCAGCGCGAGCGGUUGAGCGACUGCGUCGUCGUCGGGCACUCGAUGGGCGGCAAGGUCGCGAUGGCGCUGGCGCUCGGCGGGUGCGAGCCUUUGUCGAAGCUCGUCGUCGUCGACAUCGCUCCUGGCGUCGGCAAGGUCUCGCCCGAGUUCCAGGCGUACCUCGACGCCAUGAAGGCGAUCGACGACGCGCAGGUCAUGUCGAGGAAAGACGCCGACGCUAUCCUCGCCAAGACUGAGCCUGACCUCGGCGUGCGCCAGUUCCUCCUCACGAACAUGGACCGCGCCAACCCUUCCUCGCCAUACAAGUUCCGCCUGCCCCUGCACUUCCUCCGCAACGCGAUCGACGAGAUCGGCCACUUCCCGUACGCGCCAGGCGAGAGGGUCUUUGAGAAGCCGUCGCUCUUCCUCAAGGGGGCCAAGAGCAAGUACAUCAACUCGCGCAACAUCCCCAUCAUCAAGCAGUUCUUCCCCGACUCGCGGCUCGAGACGCUCGAUGCCGGUCACUGGGUGCACGCCGAGCGGCCAAAGGAGUUUGUCGAGCUGCUUCAGUCGUUCUGCAAGGAAGAAUAGACGAGGUGCAGGCGGCGAGCGCCUCUGUCUUUAUCAGCCUCGA